Oenanthe melanoleuca is the source of this 1579-nucleotide messenger RNA. It is a transcript of the gene NUDT5, whose product is annotated as nudix hydrolase 5. Gene Ontology annotation, biological process: ribose phosphate metabolic process; nucleoside phosphate metabolic process. Gene Ontology annotation, molecular function: ADP-ribose diphosphatase activity. Bases 692 to 1192 code for a protein of 166 amino acids. Lineage: Eukaryota; Metazoa; Chordata; Aves; Passeriformes; Muscicapidae. The record is from RefSeq and is a predicted model, not a curated record. The transcript has 9 exons. Gene Ontology annotation, cellular component: nucleus.
CCCGCCCCCGCCGCCUCAGCGCUGCCCGCGCCGGCCGCCGCGCCCCGCGGCCCUGCCCCGAGCCCAGGAAUGGCUGAGUAACGCGGUAUCCCUGUCCGUUCUGCCGACCUCCCUGUGUGCCCUGCAUGGGGCUGCUUCAUAGACUCAUAGGGUGCUAAGGGGUUGGAAGGGACCUCGAAGAUCAUCCAGUUCCAAUCACCCCCUGCCGUGGGCAGGGACACCUCCCUUCAGACCGGGUUGCCCAAGGUUUUAUCCAGCCUGGCAUCCGCAGGUCUCUGAGCAAUCUGUUCUGGUGUCUUACCACCCUCACAGUAAAGGAUUUCUUCCUAAUAUCUCAUCUAAAUUUCCUCUCUUUCAAUUUGUGCCCAUUACUCCUGUUCUGUCUCUACAGAUGAAUAGGCCCUCUCCAUCUUCCCUGUAGCUCCUUCACCUGCAAGGUGCUCUGAGGUCUCCACGCAGCCUUCUCCGAUUCUCUUAGCCUGUCUUUGUAAGGGAGGUGUUCCAGUCCCCUUUCCAACUUCGUGGCCUCCUCUGGACUUGCUCCAGCAGUUCUGUGCCUUGUUAUCCUGGGAACAGAGGUGUGCACCGUGCUCCAGGUGGGCUCUCACACGGGCAGGGGAGGGGGCAGAAUCUCUGGCUGCAGCCCAGGACGGCUUUGGGGGCUGAGGGGAAAAACCUGACAUUUCUGAAAAUGGCAGCUGAGACAUCCACGGAAGUUGCAAAAACAGCUAAACAAUUCGUCCUUAAGGAAGAGGUAAUUGUAGAAAGACAAUGGUUGAAGCUUUCAGAAACAACUUACACUGAUCCCUUUGGGAAAACCAGAACUUGGGAAACUGUAAAGCGUACUGGCAACAAAAAGGGGGUUACAGCUGAUGGUGUAGCAGUGAUAGCAGUGCUACAGAGAACCCUGCACUACGACUGCAUUGUCCUGGUGAAACAGUUCAGGCCCCCAAUCAAUGGCUACUGCUUGGAAUUUCCUGCAGGCCUCAUUGAGGAAAAUGAGUCAGCAGAAACUGCUGCGCUUCGAGAGCUGAAGGAAGAAACUGGGUACAAGGGGGAAGUCAUUGAAUGUACUCCAGCUCUGUGCUUGGACCCAGGAAUGUCAAACAGCACAACACACAUCGUGAGUGUUGUCAUUAAUGGAGAUGAGGCUGAGAACACAAGACCUAAGCAAAACCUUGGUGAGUUCUAAUUUGUGGAAGUUGUUUCACUUCCGAAGAACGACCUGCUGCAAAGGAUUGAUGAACUAGUAGCAGAGGAACAUCUGGCAGUAGAUGCCCGGGUUUACACUUACGCGUUGGCUCUGAAGCGUGCAGAAGAAAAACCGCUCCAAGUUCCUUUCAUGAAGUUCUAGAACUGGACAAUGAGAAAUUUAAUUCAAAACUUCCUAAGUUGGAUGGCUUAGAAGUACAACUCUUCUUGUAAUCAGGGUCCUUUGCUGUACUUGUAGAGCAAAAAAAGUGUAGUGAUUCUGGUAUUUUUAUUUGGAAUUAUGUAACUGACAAAAAGCAUUUCUUUUAACUGCUCUAUCACCCCUUGACAGAAUAGCUAUAAUAAAAAUACUGUUUAAUUUUCAGAA